Peromyscus eremicus (cactus mouse) is the source of this 2412-nucleotide messenger RNA. RefSeq names its product transmembrane protein 150A (gene Tmem150a). The transcript is spliced from 7 exons. The record is from RefSeq and is a predicted model, not a curated record. The coding region runs from base 645 to 1460 and encodes 271 amino acids. Lineage: Eukaryota; Metazoa; Chordata; Mammalia; Rodentia; Cricetidae. Gene Ontology annotation, biological process: protein localization to plasma membrane.
GGAUCGCCUUGGGAAGCCGGGCUCUGGAGGGAGGGCGAGUUGUCGCUGGCUGCAGACGCCUACCCAAGCUGGGGUCCCUGUGCCCACGCGAGCGGGACCGGUCGGGCUUCCCUCGAGAACCCGCCCCUUUGCCGGGGCACGGUGGUCAGGUGGUUUGCCCGCACGCCAACGCCUCGCAGCCGCUCUCUCGGCCCGGCGCACCCUCCCAGGCUUUCCUUGGCAUGAUCCCCUUGAUUGUCCUAGCUCCAGCCUUCACCAAGCCGGUGUCCCUCAGGCCGGGGAGCGUGGCUCUCUUUCCAGAUGUUACAGCCCUACCCGAGGCUCUCAGCGCGCCGGUGGCAUUUGAGUAGAUCGCGGAGGCCCCCGAUGGAUAGCCGGAGGGUGCCACGUUCCGGCUGAGGCUCAGCCCAAAGUCUGGACGCUCGAAUGCCCAGGGAGAGCUCUGGGAUGAAGUGUUGCCCACCCUCCCCCUCCCCCCGCCCUGGCCAGUCACCAGACCCUGGACCUUGAUCUUUCUCCCCCACCAGGCCAGGGCAGCUGAUGAUUGUGGCUGAAAUAUCUCAAGGUAGCUGGGCCUGUCCCCUCUUCCCCACCUACCUGUUGUCCUUACCCCCAAACUACCACCACCCUGGCUCCACUCCCUCAUGACCGCCUGGAUCCUCCUUCCUGUCAGCCUGUCAGCAUUCUCCAUCACGGGCAUAUGGACAGUGUAUGCCAUGGCCGUGAUGAACCGCCACGUGUGCCCAGUGGAGAACUGGUCCUACAAUGAGUCCUGCUCUCCUGACCCUGCUGAACAAGGGGGCCCAAAGACCUGCUGCACCCUUGAUGAUGUUCCUCUCAUCAGCAAGUGUGGAACAUAUCCCCCAGAGAGCUGCCUCUUCAGCCUCAUUGGCAACAUGGGUGCUUUUAUGGUGGCCCUGAUCUGCCUCCUUCGGUACGGGCAGCUCCUGGAGCAGAACCGGCACUCCUGGAUCAACACCACAGCACUCAUCACGGGCUGCACCAACGCCGCGGGCCUCGUGGUGGUCGGCAACUUCCAGGUGGACCAUGCCAAGUCUCUACACUACAUCGGAGCUGGUGUGGCCUUACCCGCCGGGCUGCUCUUUGUGUGCCUGCAAUGUGUUCUCUUCUACCAUGGGGCCACCACCACCCUGGACCUGGCUAUGGCCUACCUGCGAAGUGUGCUGGCUGUCAUUGCCUUCAUCACCUUGGUCCUUAGUGGAGUCUUCUUCCUCCACGAGAGUUCUCAGCUACAGCACGGGGCUGCCCUGUGUGAAUGGGUGUUUGUCCUCGAUAUCCUCAUUUUCUACGGCACCUUCAGCUAUGAGUUUGGGGCGAUCUCCUCAGACACACUGGUGGCUGCACUGCAGCCUGCCCCUGGCAGGGCCUGUAAGUCCUCUGGGAGCAGCAGCACCUCUACCCACCUCAACUGUGCUCCCGAGAGUAUUGCCAUGAUCUGAGUCUGGAGGGUGGCUGGCCCAGCCUCCGCAGCACCCACACCCUCUACCUUCUUUGCAUUUAUUUUGUACCAAAAACGAUUUGUAGAGAGUAUUGUUGGGAUCUAGGCUUCCUCACUUCUGGAGAAGUGGCCAUCCAACAUCCACCUGUGCCAUAGAGGAGCCCGGUCUCACCAGCUGCCUCUGCUACAUGUCCUGUCCCCCCAUACCAGAGUAGUAUUUUGUGUUAAAGGUCACCUAUCCUCACCUGCCCUGCCAGCCCUUCAGGUGCCUUCUCCCAGUGCCAGAGCCAGACCACUGGGGUUUCCUGCUGCAGGAAUUGGGGGCUGGGGCAGCAGGGGCCCCAAAGCCUGGAUGAUGGGAGGCGCAUGCCUUAGCCUAAGGGAGGGCCCACCCAGCUGCACUUGGGUUCUUCACUCUGCCCCUCACUUCCUUUAGGGCAAAUAACACAGCAGAACCACAUGAGUAUUUUAGUACUUUUUUAUAUCUAUUAAAAGAAUUCUAAUUUGCAUGUCUGCAGUCUGUUCUGGAGAAUCAGGGAGGGUCUGAUCCAGUAGGUAGGGAUGAAAAGAAGCCCUUUGGUCCGUCCAGGAGAGAUUCUUGAGGGUUGCCAGUAACUAAGAGUGACAGGUGCCAUCAAAAUACAUCAGAAGGGUCUGGGCAUGAUGGUACAAACCAGGAAUCCUAGCACUGGGGAGGUAGAGGCAGGAGGAUCUCCUAAGUUCUGUAUAGAGUGUGAUUUGUAUAGACCAGGAUCAGCCUGAUCAAUACAGUGAGUUCCAAGCCAGCCAGGGUCACAUAGUAAAACCCACUCUCAAGACCUCCACAAGUGCUUGGCCCCCCAUUAUGAGUCUCUAAACAGGCCAAAGAACUGGCUUGGCUUUGUAGUCUCACUUCUUUCCCCUACCCAGUCUGGCUUGAACUUUGAUUCCUUGAUACCGGCGCCUACAGGGAC